Molecule: messenger RNA, 1853 nt
Organism: Gymnodraco acuticeps
Lineage: Eukaryota; Metazoa; Chordata; Actinopteri; Perciformes; Bathydraconidae
Exons: 10
Coding region: 704-1807 (367 amino acids)
Molecular function (GO): ubiquitin-protein transferase activity
Source: RefSeq, a predicted model, not a curated record
UCAUUUAUUUCUACAUUUACGCGACAUACAUUUAUUUAUUUAUGUAUUUAUGUGUCCGUAUGCUAAUGAGGUGGGCGGUCCUAACCUCAGUCUGAAGCAGGAUUCGCCAAUUGUUGGAGCCAGGCAGAAGCAAUAGAUUCGUGGCAAGUCACAUCUGUACAUUCUGUGUACAUUGUCGGCAACUCGCUAAUAAUGGCUUCGGCUGGAAGGGCGCUGGCAGACCUUCUGCGGGAUGCGGCUAACCAGCUUGAAAACUGUAAGUGACUCAUGUUUUGGUCUAGUGUAAGACUGAUAUGACAAUGUAAAAAAACUGAUCUGUGUGUUAAAAUGCCAAUGUACAGUUUUGUACCCAAUGUGGCGCUAUGUUAUGUUUUGUGCAGCACCAAGGACCGCUAACGCGCCAGUUUCGUCUCCUCCUCCUCAUCCGUUACAUAACGGGACUCCCAGACACCCAGUGGACGCCGAAGUUUCAAGACUGUUUGGCCCCUACAUGGGAGGGAGGAGGACGGCAGGGCGGCAAACCCUUUCUGGUCCUGCACACCUGCAUUCUUAUACCCAUUUAUUCUGUUGCCUUGAGGACAAGAAUGCAGCCUUAGUCCCCAACCGAUACGCCAAAGAAAGACUCGCUGCUGCUGGCUUAGGGGAAAAACGGCUCACAUUUAAAGGCAGCCAUACAGAUUCAAAUGAAUUCCUCUAAUUCUUGAUGGAUGCCUAUCCAAAACUGCGGAACGGUGGCGGUUUCGAGUUGCUAAAAAUAUCUGGCACUACGAGAAGUCGCCACUUGAUUGUGAUCCCCUGUCCCAAUGAGGGUUACUAUGUCAGAUAUUUGAAGGACCCUCAGACCCAGAUUGGCCAUUCUACGGUUUUCAUUAGACCAAUGCAAAGAACCCUGAAUUUGGACCCUGCAUGUCGAUCAGAAGGCGACAAAGUGUUAAUUGGACCAAAUCAGAAAUGUGUCAUCUGUGGAGAGGAGUUCCCCUUUUCCAGAAUCAAGGAUCACAGCAAUAACUGCACGAGUGUGUGUUUACAUUUUGAAGGAGAUCCAGCCAUUGGUGAUGGUGUGACUCGGCAUUUCUUUGCAACCAUCAUGUCAAAACUUCAGGCUGGUUUUGAGAUGAAGUUUGUGCCUGGAGGAACUCUUCUUUUUGAAGGAGAACAAGAUCAUCUGAUUCCCUCCACUUCUCAUCUCCUUUUGGAGAGUGACUUCUUUGUUGUUGCUGGCCGAAUGAUUGGACAUUCAUUCCUCCAUGAUGGGCCAUGCCUAGGUGGACUGAGCCCAGCUGUCCUGCAUGUGCUCUUUGGUGGAUCCCCGGAAGAAGCCACAAUAGAUAUUAGGGACUGUGUUGACCUUGAUAUCCGUGAGACAAUCAAGUUGCUGGAGGGAACAGCAGAGUUAUCAUCAGAAGAAAAAAAGCUCAUCAAUGAGUUGGCACUGUCCUGGGAUUUGCCUCUAGUCACAUGUGACAACAGGAGAUGGCUAUUUGAUAAACUGAUCCUCCAUGCUGUCCUUGGAAGAACCUCCAGACAAGUCAAGCAGUUACGAAGGGGUUUAAAAGAGACACUGAUCUGGCCUCUGCUGACGGAGAGGAAAGACACGAUUCCCCUUCUCUUUCCAAGAGCAUCUGAUUUGCAGUGCACACCACGGAUGGUGUUGGAGAAGAUAAACUGGCCCACACAGGAUGAGGAUGAAGACAGUGAAGUCUCUUUGGAGGAUUCCUGUAGGCUCACAGGAUUCCUGCGCACAUUUAUUGAGAUGGCAUCUCCCGUUAUCCUUGGGAAACUUGUGCAGUUCUGGACAGUGGUGUAGUGGGCGUUGGACGCGGGGGUACGCCGUACCCCCACUUAUUUGGAAC